GGUCAAGAAUCUCGAGCCACUUGCCUUUCAUACAUGACCUGAUGACCACCAAUUUGUGCAACAAAACCAACUUCAUUUUUGCCUCAAAAUUCAAAAUUUAAUUCCUUCGUGACGACCUACAAUCUCUAGAAACAUCCAGCGAUCUCCCCAAUUCUUCUUCUUCUUCCUCUGGUUUUUCUCUGAUUGUUUUUACUUCACAAUCAUGGAAACCCUAGCUUCAUCUGCAACAAUCGUAUCUUCUUCUCCUAAAUCCCUUAAAAUUCUGUCUCCUAGAUCCAAACACCCUAUUGGAAAAAGACUCUUUCGGCUCCCGAUUUCUGCCAAGAGUAAUGGAAACGAAUCUGAUCUCCGAUCCGACUCAAAUGAUGCGAGUAUUGUCCCGAUUUCCACCAACCGAACUUUCUCCAAGGAUGAUGCGAUGGGGUUAGUUUUGAGUGCAGCAAAUGUAAGGGGAUGGACUACAGGUUCAGGUAUGGAAGGGCCUUCAGUUCCUGCAGGUGGUGAUGGAGAUUGUGAAAAGAUUUCUACAUUUCCAUGGUCUCUUUUCACAAAGUCUCCAAGAAGAAGAAUGCGUGUUGCUUUCACUUGUAAUGUCUGUGGUCAAAGAACAACUCGUGCUAUUAAUCCCCAUGCUUAUACUGAUGGCACUGUUUUUGUCCAGUGUUGUGGAUGCAAUGUGUUUCACAAACUUGUGGACAAUUUGAACUUGUUUCAUGAGAUGAAAUGCUAUGUGAAUCCAUCAUUCCAGUAUCAGGAUCCAAAUGGGAAUGUUGGAAGCCUUGGAUUCAAAUAUUUAGACAUGGGUGAUGAAGAUGAUAAUGAUGACAUCAUUCCACUCUUAUGAGGUGAGAGAAGUGGCGUGUAUUGAUUCUAUUCAACCACACAAACACACACUAGUGGUGAUUGUAAAUAACUUUGGAACUUUGGUUUAAUGUUAUAUAAAUAAAGUAGAAUGUUAUUCUGAUGGGGUUGUAAAUGGAUCGAGUAGGAACUAAUUGUGAUUAUAUUUGUAUUUGUAUCAAUAUCUGCAUAUAUGAAAUCAUAAUUCGUAGA
This is a messenger RNA of Lactuca sativa (garden lettuce), 1053 nucleotides long. Its product is annotated as Zim17-type zinc finger protein. The record is from RefSeq and is a predicted model, not a curated record. Gene Ontology annotation, molecular function: zinc ion binding; protein-folding chaperone binding. Gene Ontology annotation, biological process: protein stabilization; protein folding; protein import into mitochondrial matrix. Lineage: Eukaryota; Viridiplantae; Streptophyta; Magnoliopsida; Asterales; Asteraceae. Gene Ontology annotation, cellular component: mitochondrion.